Messenger RNA from Haliotis rubra (blacklip abalone), 1353 nucleotides. RefSeq lists its product as uncharacterized. Gene Ontology annotation, molecular function: transmembrane transporter activity. The record is from RefSeq and is a predicted model, not a curated record. Gene Ontology annotation, biological process: transmembrane transport; monoatomic anion transport. The transcript has 10 exons. The coding region runs from base 1 to 1353 and encodes 450 amino acids. Lineage: Eukaryota; Metazoa; Mollusca; Gastropoda; Lepetellida; Haliotidae.
AUGAACGCUGCUCGUGUCAAUCUCAGCGUCGCCAUCGUGUGCAUGGUCAACGACACCGACAGCAACGCCACGACGUUGAUGUCGGAGCAUGCCGAGUUCUACUGGACCAAGGGAGAGCAGUCUGGAAUCCUCAGCGCGUAUUUCUAUGGAUACAUAAUAACACAGAUUCCUGCGGGAAUAUUGGCCAGUAAAUAUGGCGGAAAGAGAGUCAUGUUUGUCGGGCUGCUCAUUGGCUCGAUCGUCUCACUGCUUCUACCAAUCGGCGCCCGGACUUCCAUCUACCUGGUGUAUGUGCUUCGUGUGAUCCUUGGAGUGUCGCAGGGAGUCUACUUUCCGAGUCUACAAUCCAUGUGGGGCAAAUGGGCGCCGCCAUUAGAGAGGUCAAAACUCACUGCUAUCUGUUAUUCAGGACCCCAGUUUGGCAGCAUAGCAACGUUCGCUAUAUCGGGGUUCAUGUGCAUAUAUGGCUUCGACAAUGGCUGGGGAUCCAUCUUCUACGUUACAGGUGGUAUAUCGUUGUUGUGGUGUGCGCUGUGGUAUAUAACGGUCGCCAGCUCACCGGCUGAACACCCCCGUAUCACGGAGAGAGAGAGGGACUACAUUACCUCCACUAUAGGGGAAAAGAAACAGACGUUCUCGACUCCAUGGGCCGCAUUGCUGACGUCCCAGGCGAUGUGGGCGUGUCUAAUUGCACAGGUGUGUUACAACUGGAUAAUAUACACACUGUUGACCGACAUACCAACAUUCCUUAAUGAAGUGCUGGAUUUCAACAUUACCGAGAACGGCUUGCUGUCGUCCAUUCCCUAUCUGAGCCAGGCCGUAUCUGGGAUGUUGUCUGGUCAGAUGGCCGACUAUAUCCGGUCAAGGAAAUUCCUCAGCACUACGGCCACCCGGAAGAUCUUCCAGGCAAUCGCAUUCAUAGGAUCAGGUGUGUGUCUGAUCGGGACAGGGUUUGUGAAUGUGGAGAACCGCUAUGUUGCUAUUGUUUUGUUAACAAUAGGAAUGUGGUUUGCUGGCUUCGCGUAUGGUGGUUUCGUUGUCAACACUGUCGACUUCGCACCAAGAUACGCUGGAAUACUCUUCGGUAUAACUAACGCUGCUGCAACGAUCCCUGGAAUGGUGGCUCCUGUCAUAGCAGGUGCCAUGACGCCAAACAAAACCCAGGAAGAAUGGAGGAACGUCUUCUACGUGUGUGCAGGAUUCUGUGCUCUAGGAACUCUGGUGUUCAGCACCUUGGCCCGGGGAGAGCUGCAGCCCUGGGCCGUGGACAAGGUGGAGGUGGAGGAGGGCGAAGGGCAGGAUGAUGAUAGCUGUAGAAAGGAGGCAAUUACAGAUACGUCAACUCAUCUGUAG